Messenger RNA from Clonostachys rhizophaga, 924 nucleotides. Lineage: Eukaryota; Fungi; Ascomycota; Sordariomycetes; Hypocreales; Bionectriaceae. The record is from the annotation of a GenBank genome assembly.
AUGUCGAUAACUCAGUUGUGCCUGUUGUCUUUCGGCCUUCUCCUCCAGGUCCUGCCGGUCCAAGCCAAACUCACCAGCGAGUCACCCUCGCAGUAUGGCACGAUAACACAUUCACAAAACGGUGCUGUCUUAAACGUCCUUUUCGACAAUAACAGCACCGAGAUCAACAUCUAUGACAACAAGAUCCAGAGCGAUCUAUAUGACUUGGUCACCCAGCUGCAGAACGACACAACCGUGAAGGUCCUUGUGUUUCGGAGCGCUAACCCGGAUUUUUUCUUGGCCCAUGGGGAGUUGACUGCCCGCGAAGGUACACCCAACUUUGCCCUAGACGACCCACGGAAUGAGGUCGCCAACGCCUGGCGCCUGUUUUACAACAUCACGGAGCUGCCCAUGGCUAGCAUCGCCGUCGUCGAUGGCCGCGCGCGCGGCGCCGGCAACGAGUUCGUCAUGUCCUGCGACAUGCGCUUUGCCACCAAGAGCAGCAUGUUUGGGCAGCCCGAAGUCGGCCUAGGCUUCAACCCGGGCGCCGGCGCCACCCAAUAUCUUCCGCGGCUCAUUGGGCGCGGACGCGCGCUCGAGUACCUGCUCACGGGCCUUGACGUCACGGGAGAGAAGGCCGAGCAGCUGGGCUGGGUGAACCGGGCGUUUGUGGAGGCCAGCGAGAUGGAGGAGUUUGUCGGUGACCUGGCGAGGAGGAUUGCGCUGUUCCCAAAUCUUGCAAUCGCGAAUAUCAAGGCACUGGUCAGCAAUGCGAGUCGGCCGUCGCUGGAAGACUUGGCUGAGGAGGGACGACGCUACCUCGGUGCUGCUUCGGCUGAGGAGGCGCAGGGUCUCAUCAACAAGACGUUGGAGCUCACUAAUGACGAGUCGCGAGGAUGGUUCGAGCUCAAUGUUGGGGAUCAUCUCCCUAAGCUUUACAACUAG